GCUUACCAACAACAGCGCUAGUAUGUCGGGCUUGUCUUCAGAGGAAGACGAUCACAUUUCGCCAAAAAGACAAAAACUAACCAAAUCUGAGGACACUCUAGCUAAGUUAAGCCACAUCGACUGGAAAAAGUUGAAGCAAAAAAAGAGAGAAGAGAAGCGAAAAUGGAAAGAGCAAAAGUUGCUGAGGAAGUUGGAGAGAGCAAAGCAACAGGAAGUUGAAGAAUCUUCCAAGAAAGAGCAAGAAGAGGAGAAGGAAAGGUUGAAAAAAGUUUUUGGUAGAAGUUACAGUCUGUCCAUAGCCUUACCUGGCUCUAUCCUCGAUAAUGCACAGUCACCGGAACUCAGAACUUACCUGGCUGGACAGAUAGCAAGGGCUGCUGCUGUUUUCAACGUGGACGAAAUUAUUAUUUUUGAUGAGACGGGCAGCAUAAACAGGAGCACUGAGGGAGAAUUUCACGGGGUGGGCAAAAAGGGCAAUGCCAAUGUACAGAUUGCCAGGAUUUUACAGUACUUGGAAUGCCCACAGUAUCUGAGAAAGUGUCUCUUCCCACAACACAAAGACUUACAGUAUGCAGGUGUAUUGAAUCCUUUAGACACGCCUCACCACAUGAAAGCGAGUGACACCUGUGAGUACAGGGAAGGGGUUGUGCUGGACAAGCCUUGCAAACCUGGUAAAGGCUCCUAUGUAAAUGUGGGUUUGUUGAAGGAGGUACAGUUAGACAAACAGUUACAGCCUGGAUUACGUGUUACAGUUAAGCUGAAUAGCUCUAGUCCUAAUAAAAAAUUGCUGAAAGGGCAGGCAGUACCCCCUUCUGAACCCUCCAUGUAUGCGGGGCUCUAUUGGGGGUACUCUGUGCGUCUGGCUCGCAGUCUGGGGGCAGUGUUUACAGAAUGUCCAUACAAAGAUGGCUAUGAUUUGACAAUAGGGACAUCUGAUAAAGGUGAAAAUGUGGACGAAUUUGUCAUGUCAGACUUCAGCCAUGGCUUGGUCGUCUUUGGCGGGCUGAAGGGGUUAGAGGCUAGCUUAGAAGCAGAUGAGGCUCUCGAUGUGGAGGACCCAAGUUUAUUGUUUCAUCAUUACCUGAACACCUGUCCUAAACAGGGGAGUGGGACAAUACGAACUGAGGAAGCCAUUUUAAUAACAAUGUCUGCUUUGAGACCAAAACUACCACAGCCACAGAAGAGCUCCCCAAGCUGAUGAAUCAUACACCAGAUGCCAUGAGCUGGACAUCUUUUCUGUUACAUAUAUCUGACAUUACAACUGUAUCUAGAGAAAUAUUGUAAUUGGUAUGAAUAAAU
This is a messenger RNA of Liolophura sinensis, 1299 nucleotides long. Its product is annotated as putative methyltransferase C9orf114. Gene Ontology annotation, cellular component: mitotic spindle; spindle pole centrosome; kinetochore. The record is from RefSeq and is a predicted model, not a curated record. Bases 23 to 1198 code for a protein of 391 amino acids. NCBI's taxonomy places the organism in Eukaryota, Metazoa, Mollusca, Polyplacophora, Chitonida, Chitonidae. Gene Ontology annotation, molecular function: miRNA binding. Gene Ontology annotation, biological process: miRNA processing; maintenance of centrosome location. The transcript is spliced from 11 exons.